AUAAGAUUUCACAUAUAAACAUACAGGUUGAAGUUACAGCACUUCAAAUAUAUGUUAAAGGUACCUCAAUAACUAACACAUAUAUCCUUUCAAGCAGCUCUUCUCCACUUGUAAGAAAAGAGCCUGAUGUGCCUGUGUUCUUUCCGAAUUCCCUGCUGGCAGAGAAUGUAAGCAUGUGUUUGCAGACUGGACCAACAGAGGGCACCAGUAACAACUCUGUAACAUCAGGGGAACCAAAAAUUGAGCAAGUUACGCAAUCUUUGCCUCAUCAACCAUCAGAUAAUCAGAAAAUAUAUCAGGAUUUAUUGGGUCAAGUGAACCACCUAUUAAAUAAUUCCAAAGAAACUGAGCAACCAUCUACUAAAGCAGUAAUUAUCAGCCAUGAAUGUACCAGAACCCAAAAUGUCUACCAUGCAAAGAAGAAAAAGCAUGAUUCAGGCUUGGUGGACAAAGAUUGUGUUCUUAAUGCAACCCUUAAGCAACUAAGAAGCCUUGGAGUAAAAAUUGAUUCUCCCACUAAAGUGAAGAAAAAUGCACAUAAAGUAGAUCAUGCCAGUGUAUUGGCCUGCAUCAGCCCUGAAGCAGUGAUCUCUGGAUUAAACUACAUGUCAUUUGCUAAUGUUGGCGUGAGUGGCUUAAGCCCCAAUGGUGUGGAUUUGAGCAUGGAAGCAAAUGCUAUAGCUCUGAAAUAUUUAAAUGAAAAUCAGCUGUCACAGCUGUCUCUGUCUCGAUCAAACCAAAAUAACUGUGACUCAUCUUUUAGCCUUUUUCAUAUUAAUACAGACAGAAGCACAGUGGGGCUUAGUUUAAUUUCACCAAACAACAUGUCAUUCGCAACCAAAAAAUACAUGAAGAGAUAUGGACUCAUACAAAGCAGUGACAAUAGUGAAGAUGAAGAGGAGCCCCCAGACAGUACAGAGAUCAAGAGUGAACAUUUAUUGAAUCAAAACCCUACAUCCAUACCUGAACAACUUGGUUGUCAGAAAGAGCCUUCUCGAAAUGCCUGUGAAAUAAUUAAUUGUUAUAACUGUGACUCUGUGGGCACUUACACAGACAUGCCAGUAUUGAAAAAUAUUACAAAUGAAGUUGUUCAGCCAAAAGCAACACGGCAGUUGGAUGAAAACCCAGCCUUCUUAUUAAAGAACCUAAAACCAAGUCCUGCAAUGAAUCUCCGACCUGGAAAAGCAGAGUUUACCCCGCAUCCUGAGAAAGAAAAUGAGAGGGACAUUCCUGUUUUCCCUGAAAGUUUGAAACCCUCUGAAAGUUUAAAGCAAAUGAAUAGUAUGAAUUCAGUAGGCACUUUUCUAGAUGUAAAGCGUCUCAGACAGUUGCCAAAAUUGUUUUAAAUAUUUAGCUCCCUACUCUCCUGAUAGGAGGAUGGACUGUCCCUUGAAGAUAUUUAAAGAAACCAGUGUCUUUGGGUAGUUUGGGGAUUCCUAGUCAUUCUAGGAGUUACCUGUUUCUUGGCAACAGCUGAUUACAAAGAGCUUAACAAGUGACCUGAUGAGAUAUUUACUAGUAGGGUGCUAAGUCCUCUUUGUUCAGGUAGAGUUAUUCAGCGUCACUGAAACCUUUUUUAAAAAAACAAUUCCUGAGAUCAGUUAUUUCAACAAAUUUAGGCGAAUUUUGAUUCUGGACUCCUGUUUUAUACUCUGCCAUUUGAAAAGUAAGUCUUUUCCUAGUGUGUUGCAUCUGUGCAUCUGUUUACCCAGAAUCACCUAAAAGAACGGGUAAUAACAUUAUCAUGACCCUGACUAAAUUAGCUGAGUCGACCCUUAUUGAAUUUAAGGGGAAACUUUUAUUUUAAAAAAUAAUAACAUCUUUUAUACAAAUAGUGUAUAUGUCCUUAAUUAAGAUGCAUCUUUUGCAAUCUGGUGGGUUGUUGUUAAUGUAAUCUUUUCAACAUACAGCACUAGCUAUCACAGAAUAAGAAAAUUAUUAGGUAUGAGUGUGUAUUAUAAACUUUGUUUUCAAAUGUUUUAAUUUUUUAAUAGAACUUAAAUAAAAUUGUCUACACCGACUGUUUUCUUUUGUCCUCAGCAAUAGUUUAUUAUUCCCCACUUUAAAAAGCAAAACUUUUAGGUUCCUAAAUAGUUACAAGUUUAGAGUU
Talpa occidentalis (Iberian mole) is the source of this 2110-nucleotide messenger RNA. RefSeq names its product SCL-interrupting locus protein-like. Gene Ontology annotation, biological process: smoothened signaling pathway; protein localization to centrosome; mitotic spindle organization. The record is from RefSeq and is a predicted model, not a curated record. Gene Ontology annotation, cellular component: centriole; centrosome. Lineage: Eukaryota; Metazoa; Chordata; Mammalia; Eulipotyphla; Talpidae.